AUGGUCUCAGAUGUUUGCAAUGGGAGUUCUUGGUCCUUCUCUGCAGCAAGGUCUAAUCGUCAGCUUAACUUAUUGUCUUUUCUUACCACAAUUUCCCCAGCUAAUGGACAAGAUGUUCCUAAAUGGAUCAUCAACGGGAAUAUUCAAAAAUCUUUCAUAUCGUGUUUGGUUUGGGAGGCUAUUCGGCCGCACCUUCCUGUAAAAGCUUGGGCUCCCCUCCUCUGGCACAAAGGACUCAUCCCACGCCAUGCAACAACUACUUGGCUCUUCAUUCUUGAUAGGAAUCCUACAUUAGACCGUCUCCUUUCUUGGGGUCUAGAUGUUGAUACUAUAUGCCUCCUAUGUGGUAAUGCUGAUGAAUCAAGGAAUCAUUUAUUCUUUGAGUGUCAAUAUUCGGUGGAAGUUUGGUCAUCUAUCUGUGCUCGUCUCAAUUUUACAUCUCCUCCAACCUCAUGGAAUGCGACUAUGACGUGGUUACCAACUGCUUCUUCAGAUCGUUCUAUCAAAAUUGCUCUACUACAAGCUUGGCAAGCAACUGUUUACAGCUUAUGGCAAGAGCGUAAUUUCAGACUCCAUUCAGGUUUAACGAUUCCAUCCUCUGUCUUGGGUAGGAACAUCCAUCGCAUGGUCUCAGAAAAGUGCAUGGCAAUGGUCGCUCUUGGUCAAACAUUAGGAACUCCCCUCCUCCGCAUUUGGAACCCUCCAUGA
This is a messenger RNA of Brassica napus (rape), 708 nucleotides long. RefSeq lists its product as uncharacterized. The record is from RefSeq and is a predicted model, not a curated record. The transcript has a single exon. Bases 1 to 708 code for a protein of 235 amino acids. Lineage: Eukaryota; Viridiplantae; Streptophyta; Magnoliopsida; Brassicales; Brassicaceae.